AUGUCUGAGAGAGAAGCAUUCUGGGUACAAACAGAAGACUGGCACACCGCCGGCGAGCCCUUCCGCAUCAUCUCGGAUCUACCACCCCACUGCACCACCACAGGAAACACAGUAUGGGAACGUCGCCUCAACAUCAUAAACCAGCCAAAUCAUCCUCUGGAUGUUCUACGCCAAUCUCUCUGCCAUGAACCAAGAGGCCAUGCAGAUAUGUAUGGAGGUUUCAUCGUUCCUCCCAACGACUCUGGUGCCCAUUUCGGUGUCCUGUUCUGGCAUAGAGAUGGAUUCUCUACGGCUUGUGGUCAUGGAACUAUCGCGUUGGGACGAUGGGCCAUAGCCAAAGGACUGGUAGAGUCUGUCCAGGAUGGCUCGGUCGAAGUCAAAAUCGACGUGCCUUCUGGCAGAGUGACCGCAGAGGUCAACUUCGAAAACGGCAAAGUGGUACAUGUGAACUUCAUCAACGUUCCCAGUUACCAAUUUGCCAAAGAGCUGCCUGUAAACAUCUCUCUACCUGGCUCAGAGUCUCUACAACUUAAAGUCGAUCUCUCUUGGGGAGGAGCCACUUGUGCAUCCGUCGAUGCUCGUGCUGUCGAUAUGGAGAUCAAGCCGUCCAAUGCUCAACGCUUUAUCGAGGUUGCCCGACAGGUCAAGGCUGAGGUUGGAGUACGUGGAGAGCACAAAGACACUUCUCUAUACACCAUCGUUUUCUUUGAGACACUCAGCGAAACCGACGAGGCUAUUGAACAGAGAAACGUCACUGUAUAUGCAGAAGGCGCAAUCGACAGAUCUCCCUGUGGCAGUGGCACUGGCGCUCGAGUGGCUACUUUGUUGGCACAGGGGAAGUUGAACGGGAACAAGAAACUCAUCCAUCAUUCCAUCAUCAACACUACUUUUGAAGCUAGGGUUGUUUCUCAACAGCAGGAUGAGGGUUCACAGUUCCCAACUUGCAUACCAGAGGUCAGAGGAAACGCCUAUCUGACUGGCCGUCACAACUUCUUCAUCGAUCCAAGCGAUCCCACAUUCCCUGGCUUCUUCCUCAAAUAG
This is a messenger RNA of Aureobasidium namibiae CBS 147.97, 1041 nucleotides long. Its product is annotated as Diaminopimelate epimerase-like protein. Gene Ontology annotation, molecular function: hydro-lyase activity. Lineage: Eukaryota; Fungi; Ascomycota; Dothideomycetes; Dothideales; Saccotheciaceae. The record is from RefSeq and is a predicted model, not a curated record. The transcript has a single exon. Bases 1 to 1041 code for a protein of 346 amino acids.